This is a messenger RNA of Lichtheimia ornata, 201 nucleotides long. RefSeq lists its product as uncharacterized. The record is from RefSeq and is a predicted model, not a curated record. The transcript has a single exon. Lineage: Eukaryota; Fungi; Mucoromycota; Mucoromycetes; Mucorales; Lichtheimiaceae. The coding region runs from base 1 to 201 and encodes 66 amino acids.
AUGCCCAGAAACAAACGUCAAUGGCAUCAAGACCGGUCUGGAGGAUAUGUAUCGCUUUGUCGUUCAGGGUCACAGGGCACCGUGCGUCCACCGAUUAAGAGUCGCCUGGCCGUUGGGUGCCGUGCUGAAUCUGCUCAACAAUCUCGACCAUCACUCAAACAAGGAUUGGCAUUCAAUAUCAUCAAAAUCAAGAGAGCCUGA